Mesorhabditis belari is the source of this 501-nucleotide messenger RNA. The record is from the annotation of a GenBank genome assembly. Lineage: Eukaryota; Metazoa; Nematoda; Chromadorea; Rhabditida; Rhabditidae.
AUGAUCGGUGAUGUCAUUUCAGCAACCAAGAAAGGAUUGCCAUGUCGAAUCGUCGUGUUCAACGCGGACGAUGAAACGAUGAUCGGUGAUGUCAUUUCAGCAACCAAAACGGUAUUCGCAAACAGCCGCAAGAGGCAAACGCGCAAAGGGAUGGACUUUCCCGACGAUUUGGCUGACUCGGUUGCUGACGAGGGAUCGGCAACGAACGAAAUUGAUCGGGGUGAAAGCUUGACUGUAGAGGAAAUGAGCCACUUGAAGGCAACCGAACGUUGGAUUCAAUCUUCAAGCGUCGCAGAGGAAGCAAUAAGCUCCACGAGCACGAAUAAUGGGAACGAAUACACAAAAUCUAAUCAUACGGCUGUCAAAAGUCGGUUUCUAUUGGGGAACGUGAGGCUCAUCUCAAAGAACGCAUGUACCUAUGACCGAUUGGCGUGUCAGACCACUCCCCGCAGAAAUGAUGCACUACGCCCGGGAGGACACUCACUAUUUACUCUAUUGCUA